Molecule: messenger RNA, 1104 nt
Organism: Cheilinus undulatus (humphead wrasse)
Lineage: Eukaryota; Metazoa; Chordata; Actinopteri; Labriformes; Labridae
Product: receptor-transporting protein 3-like
Exons: 2
Coding region: 116-610 (164 amino acids)
Biological process (GO): protein insertion into membrane; protein targeting to membrane
Molecular function (GO): olfactory receptor binding
Source: RefSeq, a predicted model, not a curated record
AGUGAAAGUCUAUCAGUCUGAGUGAGUCAUUCUGCUCGGCUGUUUGUGUACAGUGCAGAUCAGCUGAGCUUGUUUUGCCUGUUUGUCUGCUGCCCACUCUUCUCACACUGAUAAGAUGGCACAUUCCGAUUGGACCCGGAUCUUUGAAAAUAAAACGAAGAUUCUUAAAGAUGGAGACAACUGGCGUCUGGAGUUUGAUGAGAGUCUUGCUCCAAAAUACCCAAACAAGGGCUGGAAGAUGAGUGUCAGGAGCACCUGUGCAAGGUUCAGAUGCAGCAAAUGUGGGAGAGUCUGGGCUUCCAACAAGGCAAUGGUUGUCUUCCACAUGCGCCUGUCGUAUAGACAGGGCAUCGUCAAGGCCAAACCUCUCCAUCAGAAGUGCAAGACAUGCGACGACGGUCCAAUGGAGAAGCCCAGCAUCAGCUCUGGGAACAUCGCCAUUCUCCUGGAGAAUCUGGUGGAGCAGAUCAGAAAGAAAUGUUACAAUGAAGAUGUGGGCAGAAAAGUCCGGCAUUUCAGAAGCUUUGAUGCACAGAGUCCCCAUGAGCCCGCUCACUGUGAGGCCUGUAUGCAAGGCAUCUGUCCAAGACAGAAGUGGGAAAAGUACUAAACUAUUGAACUCAAGUAAAAGUAAAGUUACUUUGGAUAAAAUGUACUUAAGCAGAAGUAAAAGUGAUGAUCUAUAAAUCUACUCAAGUAAAAGUAAAAAGUAAGUCAUUUAAAAUUUAUUUUAAGUACCCAGUAGCUACUUUUGAGACCUGAGGUUAUAAUAUAUGAUAUUCUUAAUGUAAAAUAACUACAAGAAAAUAUGAAUCUAUAACCAGGUUGUUCUUAUAUACGGUGAGAUAUUUAUAAUGCCAUGUACUCUUUUUGUGGUUGUUUUGCUUGUUUCAAAAGUUUAGAGAAUAUUUUACCACUCUGCAAAUCUGUUACUUUUUUCUGCUUCCUCUUUCAUAUUUCUGUAAAAAAAAAAAACAAGUGCAUGGUUUCACUCAUAUUAUUUUUAGUUUCUAGUUUGCUUCAAACAAAUUGUGGUGUUGCAAAAGUAUUUUGAAAACUAUUUUGCAAACAGGAAUGAAAAAUAAAGUUUCUUCAAGCAAUAAA